Messenger RNA from Thunnus maccoyii (southern bluefin tuna), 928 nucleotides. Its product is annotated as apolipoprotein D-like. The coding region runs from base 106 to 774 and encodes 222 amino acids. Lineage: Eukaryota; Metazoa; Chordata; Actinopteri; Scombriformes; Scombridae. The transcript has 6 exons. The record is from RefSeq and is a predicted model, not a curated record. Gene Ontology annotation, biological process: brain development; lipid transport; tissue regeneration. Gene Ontology annotation, molecular function: lipid binding.
AGGCACACCUGAGCUUUUGCUGUGAGGAAGGUUUCCUGGAGGGACGUAUUCAUCAAACACAUCAUCAUCCAAGUUGUGCAAAGGAGGAGCCAAAGAAUGUGAUCAAUGGCGAAGCUGCAGGUGCACAGAUCUAUAAAAGACCAUCAGAAUCUGAAUGUCCCUCACACAGGUAUCUGGUUACAUACAGAUUGUGGUGCUAAGAUGAAGGCCAUCCAGGUGAUUUCCUUGACUCUGCUGUGCGUUCUCGCAGCCAAUGCUCAGCUCUUGAAGUUCGGCAAAUGUCCCAAACUCGAUGUUCAGGCCAACUUUGAUGCCACCAGGUACAUCGGUAGAUGGUAUGAGAUCAAGAAGCUGCCAACAGCCUUCCAGAAAGGUGAGUGCGGCACUGCCACCUACAGCCUGAAGAGUCCCGGAGUCAUUGGCGUCCUCAACAGGGAGCUGCUUGACGAUGGAACCACUAAUUCUAUUGUUGGCUCUGCCAAGGCCAAGGACCCUGCUGAGCCUGCCAAGCUGGAGGUCUCCUUCUUUGAAACAUCUCCCCCUGGUCCCUACUGGGUGCUUUCUUCCGACUACGAGGGUCACUCUCUGGUCUACGGCUGCACAGACUUCGGCCUGUUCCGCAUGGAGUUUGCCUGGAUCCUGAGCAGAGAGCCUACACUGUCUGAGGAGACCACCGAGCAGUUGCACGGCAUCCUGUCCGCCGCUGGAGUCAAUGUAAACAAGCUGGUCGCCACUAUCCAGGAUCCCACAUACUGCAGUGCAAUGACCCAGUAAACAGAAAUACUCCUGACUCAGCCGACAGGCCUGUGAGACACAGGACGACUUGUUGGAUUAAAGAUAUGACACACUACUGUAUGCAGUAUCUGGAAUGUCUGACCCUGUCGAUGUUACGCAACGUUAAUGCAAUAAACCUGUAGAAACAAGUGCA